Messenger RNA from Phacochoerus africanus (Common warthog), 307 nucleotides. RefSeq names its product small integral membrane protein 2 (gene SMIM2). NCBI's taxonomy places the organism in Eukaryota, Metazoa, Chordata, Mammalia, Artiodactyla, Suidae. The transcript has a single exon. The record is from RefSeq and is a predicted model, not a curated record. Bases 62 to 307 code for a protein of 81 amino acids.
AUCUGGCUGUCUGGCACCAUCAAAGAACUGCCUUUCUGACCCCACAAGAGCUCAUGGGUGGAUGGGGGCAGGAAGGAGCUUGGGGAGCGGACUGAUGCCAGCCAGGCUGCCUCACAGGGAGGUAGAAACACGUGGCCAUGCCAUCAGCAUCCUGUUCAGCUUUUGGACAAGUUUCAUCUGUGACACCUACGUAGCCCUUGCUUGGAACAACAGGAUUAAAUGUGGCCCUGGUGCUAGCUCCUCUUCUGAUUACUCACACCCCAGGAUACAGCAGAACAGAAGGCAAGGCCAUGCAAAAGAGGACUAA